Molecule: messenger RNA, 2424 nt
Organism: Spodoptera littoralis (African cotton leafworm)
Lineage: Eukaryota; Metazoa; Arthropoda; Insecta; Lepidoptera; Noctuidae
Source: the annotation of a GenBank genome assembly
AUGAGAGCUUGCCAAUUUCUUUUAUUAUUAUUUGUGUGCACCGAUUUUAUUUUUGGUACUGAAGACACAGAAGAUGAGGAGACCAGGAAGAGGAUACUGGACCAAUUAACAAAGACACGUACUGUGUUAUUAGAUGAUUACCAUUUGGUUACUAGGCAGGUUGCCACUGAUGUAUAUAUGUUUAGAAGUUACCGCACCGUUUCUGUUGUCUUCUACCCUGUUAUGAGGGAUGUUACCGACGCUCGCUUCACCUUCCAAUCUGAGGAGCUUCAUUUGAAUAACAUUGGAUCAUGCAAUCCACAAGAGGUGAUAGUAAACCUCAAGCACGGGUCCUACCCUGCGGUUAAUCCUGAUGGGUACGAUUUCCCCAAAGAUUUCUACGAUCCAGGGAAAAGAGAGCCCAUUUAUACGCUAGAACUGCUAUCUGACGGCAGAAAUAAGACGUAUUCUAUAGAGAACCCUAAGCCAGGUAACUGGUACGCCUUGAUUUAUAUAAAAUGGGAGGAUCCGAGGACGCAAAAAGUUGAACAACAAGGUCUCGUCGCGAACUGCCAGACGAUACUGUACUCAGAUUUACAAGUAAAACGCAAUGACAACAUCGAGUUGAUAGAUUGUUAUAAUGGUGUAACAGAGAUAAAUUACGGCGACUUGCCCGCUCUCUUCAAAUGUAUGUCCGUUGACAGAGUCGACCCGAUUGCUCUCAAUAUCUCGAUAGUCAACACUUCCGUAGGGGACAACGAACUGUUCUUUAGAGUACAGGCCCUAUCUAUACCGACAGUUGAGGAAAACAUCAUACACUGUGCUUUCAACCCAAGAGCAAACAAUUUUCAAACUAUCACGUUCAUCCCUCACCCGAACGCCUGGCACUACAUCCACAUAGGACCUAUAGAUGGCAAUUCAUCCAGUAUCGCCGACUGCGAAUCUUAUUUCUUGAGAACAGACAUAGACGAGCUAGUUAACCACACCGUUACAGACUUUAUGCGAGACGACAAAGGUCGAUUUUUCACUUUCGACUACGGUGUGCCCACAACAGACAUCCAAGACACAACGAGCCUCAUCAAUCUAACUUCGUCUGAAAUAAAGACGUUUAGGUUUAAAAUCAAUCAGUUUUUAGACAUUGGAGGCAGUCUAUCAAUAGCGACGAGUCUUCUUAUGAAUGUUAAGUACUACAUGGGAUACAAGAGGGAGGCAGAAAAGGAAACAUUGUUAGCCUUUACUGAGGAUAACCAGUUUUUCAAGGUCGUGGUUUGUGUGGAUAUUGGUCACCCAAGUAUACCAUUGGAGAGUGGUCAUUGCCGGUACAAUGACAGGGUGACGCCGGCUUUGUUUGUGUUGAAUAGUACGGACUCGGACUCGAUAUACGACAAGACGUUAAUUCCGUUCCCUGAUAGUGGAACUUGGUACGUAACUCUUCGGUUGUUCUGCGACCAGAUUGUUUGUCCUUGCCGAAUUGGGGCUAACAAUACGAAGUAUUAUGUAGAUGCUGAUGGGAAGAAGGAAUUUGAUGAUUCAGUAGUUGGGACGAAUGAGACUCGUCUGGGUACGACAGAGUGCAAUGCAACCGCCGUAUUGACGGUUUCCUCAACGUCUUGUGUCUCUGGGAAGUGCAGUAACCAUGGCAACUGUUUGGUUAACACGUUCGGAGCCCUGAUGAUGUCAUUUUGCUCAUGCGUUUCUGGAUACGGAAGUUGGGACUGUUCUGAUAACUCAAGAAUGGAUAGCAGAGCGUACAUGCUUCUUUCUGUACUACUCCUAACUCUGAGCAACAUUCUCUUCUUCUUCUCAAUUUACGUGGCGACGAUCCGACUGUACUACACGGAAGCCAUGAUGUAUGCCUUCACCAUGAUCUUCUCAACUUUCUACCACGCGUGCGACGCGCCUUCUCAAGUCGCCUACUGCAUCAUUAGAGGUAACAUCCUCCAGUUUGGAGACUUUUACUGCGGGCUCAUGUCUUUCUGGGUAACCUUACUUGCCAUGAGCAUUAUAAACGAGAGGAUACGUUCCUCACUACAACUUAUAGGUGCAAUAGUCAUAGCUUUACUUACAACUUGGAACAUGCACUCCUUCGUCUCCUUCCUACUCCCUGUCGCCGUCGGUACAUCAGUAGUCUUCAGUUCCUGGUACCUAGAUUAUAGAAAACAUAGGAGUCUCAAGUUCCCUAGGUCGUACUUCUUUAAACACAUGCCCAUAGGUUUAAUAUUAGUUACUGUAGGUUUAGUAUCAUACGGUUUCUUACAAACAGAACAAAAUUAUAAAAUUGUGCAUUCGCUGUGGCACAUGAUUAUAGCUUUAAGUGUUGGGUUCCUGUUACCCGAUGUGAAACGGGCGAAUGACGUCAACCCGUUCCUACCAAGCAGUGGUUACUACAAACUGCCUUUUCCCAGUAUAUUCCGUAGAUCUCCAGCGCCUAUAGCGAAUGAUUGA